This is a messenger RNA of Oncorhynchus kisutch (coho salmon), 2959 nucleotides long. Its product is annotated as angiopoietin-2. The record is from RefSeq and is a predicted model, not a curated record. Lineage: Eukaryota; Metazoa; Chordata; Actinopteri; Salmoniformes; Salmonidae. The coding region runs from base 1017 to 2531 and encodes 504 amino acids. The transcript has 9 exons.
GCAGCCCUACGAGUGAGAGAGGGAGAGAGAGAGAGAGAGAGUUGGAGCAGCCCUACGAGGAAGAGAGAGAGGGAGAGUGAUAAUGUGUUGAAGAAGGAGGGGGUAUAGAGAAGAGGUGCACUCAAUCACUACUGAGCCACUUCAGCUCACAUCUCAAACCCAGCAGCUCCCUCUCUUCUCUCCUCCUCUUCUCCUCUGUUCUGCUCCUCUCUUCCAGGUGAAUGAACUAAUACAGCCUGAGAGAGAGAGAGAGAGAGAGAGAGAGAGAGAGAGAGAGAGAGAGAGAGAUGGGGGAGGGAGGAAACACAAGGCAACAAUACAGGAGGUUAGUAAUCAGCUUGGCGAGUUAGCAGCUUGUUUCCUGGAGUGAGUCGUCCCAGCUGAACACCGUGGAGAGAACAGGAACCAAUCAUCUCUUCUUGUGUGUGUAUCUGUCCAGACAGAGAAAAGUGGGAUAGCAGGAGCUAGUUUUUGGGAAGAAAGCUGGACCACAGAUCCUCUGCCAACUGAAAGAGGAGCAGCACCAGAAGCAGACAAGAAGAACACAAACAUACCGUGGAGUAAUUGAAGAGAGUUUGACAACUUCAAGAAGAGAAACAUACCGUGGAGUAAUUGAAGAGAGCUUGCACCUGAUGGAAUGAGAAGAGACUGAAGACACACAAAGAAACUGAAAGAGAAAGUCAAGGAGACAGAGAGAAAGAGAGAGAGAGAGAGAGAGAAAGAGAGAGAGAGAGAGAGAGAGAGAGACAGAGAGAGAGAGAGAGAGAGAGAGAGAGAGAGAGAGAGAGAGAGAGAGAGAGAGAGAGAGAGAGAGAGAGAGAAAGAGAGAGACAGAGACAGAGAGAGACAGAGAAAGAGAGACAGAGAAAGAGAGACAGAGAAAGAGAGAGAGACAGAAAGAGAGAGACUCUUUCGGUGUUCUUCUCUGCUCUGCCAAGUGUGACAACCCUCCAUCUCCCCUCUCCACCUCCCCUCACCCUUCUCCCUCUCCUCCCCCUGUCCUCAUCUCACCUGAGAUGGGCCGGCUGCUGGCCCUGGUCUACCUGGUGUACCUGUCGACUGCAGUGAUUGGCUCAGAGAAGCAGCAGCACCGGGUGCAGCAUGGACCCUGCAGUUACACCUUCAUUCUCCCCGAGGUGGAACACUGCCAGCCCCUCAAAGACUUCCAGGUCACCAACUCCCUCCAGAGGGACUCCCCACCACAGCCAGCCGCAGACCCAGGAUCGAGUCACCCUGAGCAGGCCAAAGCCCAGCCCGCUAGGUCCUCAUGGCAAGAGAGGAAGCUGGAGAGUCUGGAGAGCUCCACAGAGAAUAAUACACAAUGGUUGCAGAAGCUGGAGAGUUCCAUCCAGGAAAACCUGCGUUCUGCGAUGGAGGAGAUGAAGAGGAACGCUGUUCACACCCAGACGGCGGCCAUGUUGGAGAUCGGGACCAACCUCCUCAGCAAAUCAGCUGAGCAGACCCUCAAACUGACAGAUGUGGAGACCAAGGUGCUGAACCAGACCAGUAGAAUGGAGAUUCAGCUGUUAGAGUAUUCUCUGUUCACUAACCGUCUAGAGAAACACGUCCUCCAGCAGAAUCAGGAGAUCUCACGACUCAACGAUAAAAGCAGUUCGCUAGAGCAAAGGUUCUCAGCUUUAGAGGCCAGGCACGUUAAGGAGCUCCAGGAUCUUCAGAGGGAGAAACAGCAGUUGCAGGACAUGCUGGAGAGACAGAGGCACCUGGUCAGCCAGCUAAAUGGAGAGCUGGGGACCUCCACACACAACAGCACACUACUGCAGAAACAGCAGGCUAUACUGACUGACACCGUGCAGCAGCUGCUAGCCAUGGUCACCCACUGCAACGAUAUACCCACUACACCCAAAGAGGAGCCAGUGAUCUACAGAAACUGUGCUGAAAUCUUCAGAUCUGGGCUCACAGAGAAUGGUGUCCACAGCAUACGACCCCCUAACUCUACCCGCACAGUUAAGGUGUUCUGUGAUAUGAAGACGAGAGGUGGAGGCUGGACCGUGCUGCAGCAUCGUAGAGACGGAGCCGUGGAUUUCCACCGUGGAUGGAGGGAUUACAAGAUGGGUUUUGGGGAUCCCUCGGGAGAGUACUGGGCAGGAAAUGACCUCAUCCACCUGCUGACCAGCUCCCAAGAGUACAGUCUCCAGGUGCAGCUGAAGGAUGCUGAGGGGAACGAGGCCUACUCCCACUAUAAUCACUUCUACAUAGACGCAGAGAACAAAAACUACAGUCUCCAUGCCCAGGGGUUCAGUGGUACCGCCGGCCGCACCAGUAGUCUGACCCAGCCUGGGACCCAGUUCAGCACCAAGGACCGAGACAACGACCGCUGCUCCUGCAAGUGUGCCCAGAUGGCUUCUGGAGGUUGGUGGUUUGAGGCGUGUGGUCCCUCCAACCUGAACGGUAUCUACUACUCUGGCGUCUCCAACGUGGUCCGUUACAACGGCAUCAAGUGGUACUACUGGAAGGGACCCAGCCUCAUGACUACAGUGACCACCAUGAUGGUUCGACCCGCAGGCUUCUGAGGCAUAACGGCGGCGAUCGCCGAUGACGUCACCCCGACUGACUGAAUCACAGACUGAUAUGAAUAAUGAUGUUUGCCAGACAUGUGGAAUAUGAUACUCAAGUUUUUUACGAGGUUUUUAAUUGACUGUGUUUGAAAAGAACAGAUCUGUUAUUUUCUGAAAAUGUAUUCUGUCUUAGAAACGUUUCCCGCUGAAAUGGUAAACCGUAAAUGUGUGUUUUAGAAUGGGAUUGUAGAUAUAUUGUAGAUGCAUAAUGGUAUAUUAUUACUACUACUCCACUUUCACUGUCCAGGAAACUUUAACAGCAAUUCUUCCUGACUGUUUUCCCGCUAUGCCACUCAGAGAUGCUUGUAAAACCCUUUUUUUAAGGAGAUAAUUAUUCUCAUAAAAGUGCAUGAUAAAUAAACACAGGUGUUUCUACAAGCAUA